Molecule: messenger RNA, 6762 nt
Organism: Myotis davidii
Lineage: Eukaryota; Metazoa; Chordata; Mammalia; Chiroptera; Vespertilionidae
Gene: ZBTB34
Product: zinc finger and BTB domain containing 34
Exons: 2
Coding region: 353-1867 (504 amino acids)
Biological process (GO): regulation of transcription by RNA polymerase II
Molecular function (GO): RNA polymerase II cis-regulatory region sequence-specific DNA binding; protein binding; DNA-binding transcription factor activity, RNA polymerase II-specific
Source: RefSeq, a predicted model, not a curated record
GGGGGAGAGGAUAAAUUCGUGCUGGGAAAUUGCUGAUACAGAGGAGUGGAAGAUCGUAUUUGAACUUGAUGUCUCUGUAAGAGGGGAUGACUUCCUUUCCCUUAGUACCAUUGGAGAUAAAUCAAGUCAUUGGGUUUAGAACUUGUGAUUUUUAAUUGUCUUUUUCUCCCUUUAGCCUGGAAAUGUGCCUGAGACUUAAAUUCCCUCAGGAGUGUUGCUUGUUAACAGCUCUAGGCAGGAGCCUGCAUCUCAUUGUCACUGCCAAGGAAGUGCUAAUGUAAAGGACAGGAGAGUGAAGCACUUCCCUUCUCAUGUUGCAGUAAAGUGGAAUCCCUCUCUUAGAUUACGCUUCAUGUCAGUAGCAAUGGACAGCAGCAGUUUUAUUCAGUUUGAUGUGCCCGAGUACAGCAGCACCGUUCUGAGCCAGCUAAAUGAACUCCGCCUACAAGGGAAACUAUGUGACAUCAUUGUCCACAUUCAGGGUCAGCCAUUCCGAGCCCACAAAGCAGUCCUUGCUGCCAGCUCCCCGUAUUUCCGGGACCAUUCAGCAUUAAGUACCAUGAGUGGCUUGUCAAUAUCGGUGAUUAAAAAUCCCAAUGUGUUUGAACAGUUGCUUUCAUUUUGUUACACUGGAAGAAUGUCCUUGCAGCUGAAGGAUGUUGUCAGUUUUCUGACGGCAGCGAGCUUUCUUCAGAUGCAGUGUGUCAUCGACAAGUGCACCCAGAUCCUAGAGAGCAUCCAUUCAAAGAUCAGUGUUGGCGAUGUUGACUCUGUUACCGUUGGUGCUGAAGAGACUCCAGAGAGUCAGAAUGGAGUUAAAGACGGCGGCUUCUUUGCCAACCCAGUUGAGAUCUCUCCCCCAUAUUGCUCUCAGGGACGGCAGCCCACCACAAGCAGCGAUCUUCGGAUGGAGACGACGCCCAGCAAAGCUUUGCGCAGCCGCCUACAGGAGGAAGGGCACUCAGACCGAGGGAGCAGCGGGAGUGUUUCCGAGUACGAGAUUCAGAUAGAGGGGGACCAUGAUCAAGGGGACCUGCUGGUGAGGGAGAGCCAGAUCACUGAGGUGAAGGUGAAGAUGGAGAAGUCCGACCGGCCCAGCUGUUCCGACAGUUCCUCUCUGGGAGACGACGGCUACCACACUGAGAUGGUUGAUGGGGAACAAGUGGUGGCGGUGAACGUGGGUUCCUAUGGUUCUGUGCUCCAACACGCAUAUUCCUUUUCCCAGGCGGCCUCACAGCCAGCCAGCGUAUCAGAAGCUUUUGGAAGUUUGAGUAAUUCCAGCCCAUCCAGGUCCAUGCUGAGCUGUUUCCGAGGAGGACGGGCCCGCCAAAAACGGGCUUUGUCUGUCCACCUGCACAGUGAUCUACAGGGCUUGGUGCAGGGUUCAGACGGUGAAGCUGUGAUGAAUAACCCUGGGUACGAGAGCAGUGCCCGGGAGAGGAGCGCCAGAGGUCACUGGUACCCCUACAACGAGAGGCUCAUCUGCAUUUACUGUGGAAAGUCCUUCAACCAGAAAGGAAGCCUUGACAGGCAUAUGCGACUCCAUAUGGGAAUCACCCCCUUUGUGUGCAAGUUCUGCGGGAAGAAGUACACACGAAAGGACCAGCUGGAGUACCACAUCCGGGGCCACACUGAUGACAAACCAUUCCGCUGUGAGAUCUGCGGGAAGUGCUUUCCAUUCCAAGGUACCCUCAACCAGCACCUGCGGAAAAACCACCCAGGAGUAGCUGAAGUCAGGAGUCGCAUCGAGUCCCCUGAGAGAACAGAUGUGUAUGGGGAACAGAAACUAGAAAAUGACCCAUCAGCCUCCGAGAUGGCCCUAGAUUCCCGGAUGGAAAUUCAUACAGUAUCCGAUGCUCCUGAUUAAGAUGGUAAAGAAGUGCACCCAAACAAAGCACAUUAAUCCAUGCAUAUUUGUGAUUUGCUUUGUUGUAAUCUUUAGUUUUCCCAACCAUCUGGAAAUCUCUUGGUCUCUUGGCAGUUUUUCUAAGGGUUCUGGAAGGAACACUUCAUUGUGUUUAUUCUUCGUCCUCCCUUCCCCAAGGAGCUCAAAGCAUGAAGGGCAUCAUAUCCAGGGAAAACACAGGCUGACAGUAUUCCUCUUUGGCUGAACUCUUAAUCCAAAAUCUGCCAGUGUUUAGCUAUGCCAACUGGUUGACCCUGUAUUCUCUGCCAAGAGGCAUACUCUCGCUGGGCCAUCAUGCACUGGCACCAGAGCAUCUCCAUGGAGAGGGACUAGGAUGCCAUCAGCCGAUAUAAAUGGGUAACCUUUUCUAAUUUAAAAUUACUUUUACGAAUAGUUAGACAAUUUAUAUAUAUAUAUAAUAAAGUGAUUAUUAUAUAUAUAGUAUAUAUAUAUACAUUCUCAAAUUUGGUUUUAUUCUGGUUGAGGUGAAUGUAAGAGGAAUAUAUAAUUUAAUACAAUGUGAACAGGGCUUUUGACUCUGUCAUCCCUACCUAAUAUGUUAGGGUUUUGCCCCUUUAUUUCCCUUAGAAAAGAAUGUUAAUAGGUUUUCAUAUACAUUAAUUAUGGUGUCCAAAAGCAAGCAAAGCAAAUCACAGUGUUCAUAGCUCUGCUUCCUAACAAAUACAUAAACCAAAUGCCAUAAAACCUACUCAACUCUGGUUGGAAACCAUUUGGAAUUUUUGUUAGUUGUCCAGUGGGUAAGCUGGAUGACCCGUGGUGCUGACCCUUUUUACAUAUUGUAGUGUUUUAUUAGCCAACCCCAAAGGAGCCGUGGUUUUCAGUGUUUUUACUGGCCUCCGAAUCUACCUUCAUUCCGUACUGUAGAAACAUACACACCAGGUAACUAAAUCGAAUCACUCUACCGUGAGUUACUACUCGCACUAAAGGAAAGGGAUUUGUAGUUCUGUCUACAAUAUUUUCCAAGCAGUGUUGUAGGGUUUUAUUUUUCUUCUUUCUCUUUUCAAACAGCCAGUUCAGGUGCACAGCAACUUUUUCUACAUGCAGUUCCCAGGGAAACUGCACAACUUGGAAUUUGUACUUUUGUAAAGAUAUACUCUAUGGGAAUUGCAAGCAAUAUAUCUAUCUUAGGAUUAUGUGUGCUAACGAGAGCCUCCGUGGCUCCCCCACUCUCAGUGUUUCCUGCUUAAAGAAACCAACAGUUAACAAGCCCUCUGAGAGCCUCUGUGUGUCACCAAAUCUGUGUGUGUCACCAUUUAUUUUUUUGGUCACGUGGUGCUAUCUUUAUGUAUCUUUUAGGUCAGUAUAGUUGUAGAAAAUGUGAAAUCUAAGGGGAAUAGUGAAUUUCAGUUUUUUCCCUCUCUUGAGUUUCUAGCUUGAAAAGAGACCUCAAAAACAUGUGCUGGCAAACACAUUACUGUAUGAAAACAUACCUGAGUCCUGUUGAAUAAUAUUUUAUUAGUGCUUUAGGAACUGUCUUCAGUUCUAUAUUUUGUCCACCCAUGGACUUUACAAGAUUGCUUUGGUACUGUAACCUCUGACAGUAAUUUGGUGAACAGUUUGGUGGUGGGUUUGUGCUGAAGGUUGGGAGUGGGAGGUCAGCUCUCCAUACACUCGGCCUGAGAGCCUUGGCUCUGAAACUCACGAGGUCGUCUCCUUGGGAGAACAGCACAAACCACCUGAGAGAAAAACGAAAUGGCAACCUCAGAGGCUAAGAGUUAAAGGAAAACAAAAAUAGGUGUUUGCUGGUUUUCCAUGCUUUUUUGACUCUUAAAAUACCAAGAAUGGUGGGGGUGUGGGGAUUAUUUUUUUGUUUUGUGGGGGUUAUUUUGAGAAAAAAUGAGUCAUUCAGGCCCCCGUGUGCGACAGUCCCAGGGACGGUGGCUGUGUGGCGGCAUCUCCUUAGCACACAGGAUCUGUGCACAUGGGGGCUGCUGCGCUCCACAUCAGUGUUACUACGUACAGUUCCGCUCGAGUCCUGCUGCUCCGGGAGCAGCUCUUGCUAAAUCGGGUAUUGUAUGCCUUUUUCCUGUCGAACUGCCUAAGUAAGGGGCCCGUCUCUCCCUGCAGCACUUGCUCAACCCCGUCAAAGCAGCCAGCCACAGGGGGAGGCUGGACCCCAGUGUUUACCCACUUAAAUAUGUCCUGGGGUUUCAGGUAAAUGUUUGUGAUUUAUGUUUCCUUACAUGAAUCAGUUUGGUUUUGAUUUUUUUUUUUUUUUAAGAAUGAAAUGCAAAAAAAUUGUUUUGUGAUACAAAAUUAGGUUGGUGGCAAGAAAUUCCCAAAUCGAGGACAUGAGAGGUGAGGCUCAGGGAAGGCACCUCCUUUCACUCAGGCUUGGGGCCUUCUGAGAGGUCCCCAGAGCAUUUUGUGAUUGAUCAGAAAGGCAAGGCAGGAGGGGAAGACACUUUGGGCGGGCACCUCCAAUGUCCUAGUUCUCGUCACCGUGUCUGUCUUACUGUUAUUUACAUGGAGUUCUUUGUAUUUGUCAAUUUGUUUAUCUGGUUUGAGUUUACCAAAGAGUGACUUAUCCAAAAUUGUCUUUGACAAAAAUAUACAUUGCUUUGAUUGUACAGUUCAGGUUCAGACAUUGUAAUGGGACUGUUAAGAGGCAGAAAAUUGAUUGAGUUUCCCUCGAGUAAUCGUAAUUCCACAUUUUGCAAGUUCCACUUGCUCCCAUUCAUGUUGCUAACACUUUACCCUUUCCACUGCUAGCAGUGUUAAGAAAGAAUUCUCAAGCCAUAACACAGUACUGUAAGGUUCCACAGGGCUUCGAGGGAGGCAGCGCAGAGGCCAGCACGCAGCCGUCGCCUCUGAGCGUGCGCACUGCCGUGCUUCUCAGUGUGCGUGGCGGGUGAAAGAUUACUCCAUUCAGAUCGGGCAGCAGCAAUACUUGUGCCUUGUCACAUGAGGAUGUGCCAGGAGGCUUAACGGGACCACAGAACAGAAACAUUCUCUCCCCGAAGUUCACCUCACGUCUCCGCAGACGAAGUACGCUGUGUAACUCCUUUUGGAAAGCAAAGUCCCUAUUUCUGUACAGUUUUAGAUUAGAUGUUUCAUUUAUAACAGAUGCAGAAAUCAAUUAAGAUAAAAGUGAUAUGUGAAGAAAUCUUUUACAGUAAAAUAUAUCCUGAGUUCACCUAGGUCUGUUCAUAAUUGAGUCUCUUCUUGAGCUACCUUUUCCAUACACAGGCAAUGUGAAGACAGCGACAGUGUCCUUUCCUAUAGAGUUUUACCUGUUAUUACAAACUGUGAAAACAAAGACUUUUAUACUUGUACUGUUUGUGGUUCUAAACAGUUAUUUUCAUUCUAAUCAGUUCUCUACCCUCUACUUUCUACUAAAGCUGUAAAUACAUUUAGAAAUUAUAUUUGUAAAUAUAGUAUAUGAAGACAAGUUAAUUUUUGGUCAAUGGGAAAAACCUCCCAGUUGACCCUGCCUUGGCAGGUUUUUUUUUGUGUGUGUGUGUGUUUUUUUUUUAAACAGCAGAGAAAGGAUACUGUCGGUUCACUGUUAAGCAGAAUAUACUGUAGAACUAAAUUGAUCAUUUUCAAUCUUCCAGAGCAUGAGUAGGUGUCUUUUCUAACGAUAGCAGUUCUAACCAAGUCUUUGUUUCCCCUUAGCCCAGACCAUAGGCCUGCAUAUUUUUUUGCCUGUGGUUUUGUUUUUGCUUUUGUUUUUACAGCCUAGGCUCUAGGAAGAAUUUACAGGAACACAAAACAAGGGCUGAGGGGGGAAGUCAUCUAUGUGAAUAAGCUUUACUUUAAAGAAAUCAGUGUAUUUUAUUUUAACAACCUUUUCUAUUAGUUACUGUGAUUUUGUUGUCGUCGUCGUCGUUAUUGUUAAAUUCUGUAAUGGUUUCCUGUGAAGCCUCCACUGAAAGGGACUCAAAUAUGCAACACCUAAACUCUUUUCCAAGGGCACACGGCCCUUGGAUGGUGCUUCUAGACUGGUCAGGGUUAUUUAUUAAAUUUUAUAUAUGAAAGUAUUGGGGAACUAUGUAAAUUCUUUAUAUGAAACUAUCUAGUUCAUAAAUCAUAGAUUUCAUAUUACUCAGUGCAACUGAACUAAGAGUUCAGAGGAGUCAUUCACAUUGUUCCAAAUUUGUAAUGGUUGUCACACGCCACAUACGUCUUUUCAGUAAGUGCCAGGGUGUUUCCACUGUUUCUGCCCAGUGCUUGACCUCUUGGCCCGGAAGAGAACCUGUGUUCUCUGGGUCUGCACAGACAGGGCUAUUGUAGUUCUUGAUCAAGUCCUGGAGUGAGCCUUGCAGCAGAUUCAGUACAUGGACCUUUUGCUGCCCCUCAGUGACAAGUAUGCUGUGAAUUCAACCAUUGGACUUGCUGUGCCCAAGCCUUUGGUUGCUGCCCUGACUAUAGUAAAAGGUAAACUUACCUAGUUUCUUUGAGAAUGACCAUUUUCCUAAUGUGAAAACCAUCUAUCUCUCUCACCACUUUUAUUAGUAGGGCUAACUUUUUUUCCGUUAUAAAUGGUUGAGCAAUUUGAAUGACUUAACAGUGUCAUUAUCUUGCAAUAUAAACUGGUAACCUCACAACUCCACACUUCAUCACCACAUGAAGUAAAUGAAGCUAGCUAAGCGGAUGCUGUAUCAACUAGUAACUUGCCAUUAAGGAUUAUUUUAUAGCAUGAAUUUAAGACUUAUUUAUUCAAAUGAUAUUUUACUCUUGUAUUCAUUUUGUUUCAGAUUUGUGACAUGAAUAUUUCAGUGCUGCUUAAUUUUGUUCUGAAUUCUUGUUUCUUGCUUGUAAAUGGCUUUUUUAUGGUAUAAAUAAAGUCCAUGGAAAUUGCUGUUUGUAAAUAAAAAUGCUGCUAGAGCAAA